Messenger RNA from Fundulus heteroclitus (mummichog), 2919 nucleotides. RefSeq names its product double zinc ribbon and ankyrin repeat domains 1 (gene dzank1). The record is from RefSeq and is a predicted model, not a curated record. Gene Ontology annotation, biological process: eye photoreceptor cell development. Bases 189 to 2432 code for a protein of 747 amino acids. The transcript has 20 exons. Gene Ontology annotation, molecular function: protein binding. Lineage: Eukaryota; Metazoa; Chordata; Actinopteri; Cyprinodontiformes; Fundulidae.
CCACUUCCUGUUGCGGUCCCGUCGCCAUGGUGAUACCGGUCCAAAUCAAAGACUGGGUCGGUUUGUGUCCUGUCCGGAUCAAAGCUCCGUUUGCCCAGAGGAAACAUCCAGAACUGUGCGGGGAUUCUGGAUGUGAAGUGGACCUGGGCCGGCAGAGGAGCAGAACCUGUUAACUGCCAGUGGUUGCCAUGGCAGCAGGAGCCAUUUCAGCUCCCUUUAUAAUUCCCAUCACCAACCUUGAGACUCACAAAACCAAGAACCACAUCGAUACCAGAACACUCGUCUCCAUCCAGUCAGGUACCAGCACACACCUGCUCAUAAUCAAGUUAGAUUCUGCAGGUGUGAGGAUCUUCUUCACAUUGGAUGGUUCAAAGCCAGUGGAAGGGCAGAGGAGGUCAGGUGGUAGAAGCAGGAUGUACACAGAUCCCAUCCUGCUUCCUGCUGGUAGAGUGGCUGUCAGAGCUGUGGCUGUCACCAGGGAUGGCAGACAGAGUUCAGUGGUUACAAAGAUCUUCUCUGUGGAUCAGGCGGAAUCAGACACCACAACAGAGGAUAAGGAGGAUGGUCUGCAAACCUACCAGCAGCACCAGUCUGAAGAAAGCUCCUGUUCUGCUGGUUCUGUUCAAAGAACUUCAGAGCCAAGGCAGAAUGGGUGCAGCCCUCCUUCAGGUCCACGCUUUCUAAACAGACGUCUAGGCUCCAAAGGCCCCAAGAUCACAGCCUCUGCUGUCUGGAAGGGUUCUGGCCAGCGUGUCCAGUCUGCGAAUUCACAUAAGCGGAAGCAGCUAGGCGGCAAACAGGUGCCUCGUGUGCAGAGAGACGGCAACUUCCUGUGGUGUCCUCAGUGUUCCAGCGUCCGUCCUUCAGACCCGUUUGCUCGGUUCUGUCCUCAUUGUGGCGCUGUGAUUCCCCCGUUACCUGUUCACAAGCCCCCCCCUGCUGAGACAGAACAGAUGCUGCUGUGUGCUUCCUGCCACUCUCUGGUUCCUUUCAAUACUGGAACUUGUGUCGUCUGUGAGGAGUCCAUAGAUGGACACUGGGCACCUCAGGAUCAUGUGGUGUGUGCCUCUUGUGGAAGCUGGAAUCCAGCUCAGGUUUCUAGCUGUGUAACCUGUGAGAGUCGCCUGGAGCGGGUUGGUCAGGGUAGAAGCAGCACCCCCACUGGUCAGACAGAAGAUGGCAAGAUGUUGUCCUGCUCCAGUUGUAAACGUUUGAACCGCGGUGAUGCCAAAUUCUGUGACCGGUGCGGCAGAAAGCCUGUUCCUGCCGUCAGCCGUGUGACGUGCUGGCAGUGUGGCGCGAGCGGACCCUGGUACGGUCUCUACUGCAUGGCCUGUGGCGUGUUCUUUGAGGGACAAGCCCUGACAAAGCCCUGCAAUGACAUCAUGCAACCUGUAGAGGGCACCACCCACAGUCAGGUUUCAGCCUUGCCCCCCCAUGAUGCUUCCUGGAAGGCCACACCUCCACCAAACUCUGCUCCCAGACUAAAAGUAAGUCUUCCCUCUGUGGAUAAGUCCACGCAGACCAUAGGACUCUAUUAUCCAUCAGCAACAGAGCUGCAGAAGAAGGAACAGCAGAGGACGUUAGCCGUCAUUCAACAGCUGGCGACCCGAGACCGCCAACCACCACUCACCGCCAUCAGCCCAGGACGAGGUUUCUGGAGGAAGCAGCUGGAUCACAUAUGUGCUCAUCUAAGAAGUUACACCCAGAAUAAUUCCUCCUUCAGGACUCUGCUGGCAGAACCACGUCUAGGCCAGAUGAUCUCAGCUGCCAUUCAGGAGGACCAGGAUGAAGUCACCCUGACCCUAAGCUUCAUGGUGGCCCCACCAAAGCAACAGCAGGUUGGACCUAAUGAACACGUUGGUGGAUCAGGAGGGGCAGGAUUAGUGGGUCAGGCCCAGACUCUCAGCAGCGUCACAGAGCAAUCUGCAGACAGAACCAAUUCCAGAAGUGCUGAGGCAUCAGGUUGGAGACAGCUAAACGCAAACCCAAAACCCGAACCAUCGGUGACUGACUGUCAGUUGCACAAGGAGCUGGGUCCAGACCGAGGCCAGAUCAGCAUUAUCCAGCAGCUUCUGGAUCAGGGGGCAGAUGUGUCCAGUUGUGGGAGCGACAGCCGACACGCCUUGGCGGUUGCCGUGGUAAAUGGUCACUGUGAUGUACUUCCUGUUUUGGUUCAGCGAGGAGCCGACGUGGACCAGCAGUCUGGACCGAUGAAGAACACUGCUCUGCAUGAAGCUGCAGCUCUGGGCUCUGAGGGGCUGCAGAGCGCCAAGCUCCUGCUCAGGUGUAAGGCGAGCGUCAGGCGGAGGAACGCUGCAGGUCAGACUGCGUACGAUGUGGCGGUGACGUCGGGCUGCAGCGACAUGGUGUCCUUGCUGGACGCUCAGACUGGUCCAGAUUUACCGGGUAACCCAGGAAGGUCCCAGUAAAACCCAGACGUCUUCUGAUUGGUUUGUCUGAAGUACCUGGCUGGACCGGCAGCUUUCAGUUCUUCAAAGCUGAUGUGACAGGUGGUCAUUUACCACAUCAAGCAAAACUACCUGAUGUGCUAUUACUCAUUGUUAUUUAAUGUUUAAUAAAUAACUCUACAGUCUGAUAGGUGUUGUUCACUGAAUAUCAGCCCUAACAGCUGAAAUCAGGACAAUAGUUGAAAGUAAUGAUCUUUUAACAUUCAUGCCAUCUUUUAACAGCAAACUCUGCAGACGUAUAGAAAAAAUUAGUGACAACUUUUCUUCAAGUUCAAGGAUUUAUCAACAGGGCGUGCUUUGGUGGCGCAUUGGUUAGCGCGCACCACCCAUGUAUGGAGGCCUUAGUCCUCGACGUGGCCGACCCAGCUUCCAGUCCAACCUGUGGUCCUUUGCCACAUGUCUCUCCGCUCUCUUGUAACCCCUUUCCUGUCAGCCCACUAUACAAAAA